AUGCUUGCGACUCGAGCUCUCCGCCAGGCUGCUGCCCACGCCGAGCGCACUCCUCUGAUCAAGUUCAUCGGCCAGCGAUCCAUUCCUUCAUCCCUCGACCACUCUCCCAAGCCUCACCCCGCCUCCCCCACGGGACAGUUGCCCGAGUCCUUUGCAACAGGUGGAAACGGCUCGUCUGCCUCUCGACAUUCGUCCUUCUCUUCCUAUCGUGACCAUGCCCAGCAGCACGGCCCCCUCCAGAAGACUAUUCGUGCCGUCGAAGGGGGCAUCGGUGGCUCUUCCGGAUCUCAACUUGGCUCUAUCCAGCCUCCAGCCGGAGUCUUUUUCGACGUCUCUGAGCUGCCGGCCAGAUUUCGCCGCGCCCCAAUUGAACUCGAGGAGAUUGAAGCUGUCGAGUCUGGAGGUGCCGCGCUCCUCGGUUAG
Messenger RNA from Ustilaginoidea virens, 423 nucleotides. RefSeq lists its product as uncharacterized. NCBI's taxonomy places the organism in Eukaryota, Fungi, Ascomycota, Sordariomycetes, Hypocreales, Clavicipitaceae. Gene Ontology annotation, biological process: 2-oxoglutarate metabolic process. The record is from RefSeq and is a predicted model, not a curated record. The coding region runs from base 1 to 423 and encodes 140 amino acids. The transcript has 2 exons.